AUGAUAAGGUUUCAUAUCAAACUAGAGUCAGAUAAACCAGCACUUCAGAAUGAGUCAUCAUUGUUCGAAGUGAAUUCGAAAACUACAAUUAAAAAUUUCAAGCAAUUAAUAAUAUUGAGGUUAGAUCAAGGUCAAGUAACAAGAACAUUCUUUGAUCAAGUAAAACUAUUUUUUGGAGAUGAUGAAAUACGGAAUGAUUUUUUAACUAAUUCAAAUACAAUUUUAAAUGCUUUAGGUCUUUCCGAAGAAUCAAUUACUCCGCUUGUAACAGUUUUAAAUAUGAGAUUGGAAGUUUCAAAUAACGUGAAUGGCUCAAAUGGGAUACUAAGUAGAGAUUUUAUAAAAGAUUUGAUUGCUGAUAAUAGAUUUGAGUUUUUACCAAAGUCAAAUUUUGAGAGUGAAAUUAUGGAGGAAGAUGAUAACAGAAAUAAUAAUCCCAUUGAAAAUUUGAAGAUAAUUGAUAACCAAAAGGAGGAAUGGUACUUGAGCGGAGAUUCAUAUGAGAAAAUUAUCAAAUCCAAUAAUAAGGAAACAAAAUUGAUCAAGCAAUUAGAAAUAUCUGAUCUAAUCUAUGAAAUGUAUGAUGAAACAAAAUCUGUGUCAUUAAGCACCUCACAAUGUAUAAUAGUCGAUAAUUCGAAACAUCAACCUUACAUGAUAUUAAACCCAUCAGGAAUAGCGAAACUAAAUUCAGUUUUUAAACUGCAAAAAGUCCAAAUUAUGAUGUCUAAUGAUUUGCUGGAAAGUCCUUCAACAACUGAAAACCAAGAGCACCAACCAGCAGAACCUAGAGAACCAAAUAAUGACGAUAUGCUUGAUAGACUUGUUGCUACAGGUCGAAGUUUAUUUUUAAUACUGAUCAAAGUAGGUUUUGCUUUGUAUAUGCUAGGACUUAAACCUAACAAACAUUUAAGAGAAAACUGGAUAAAAUAUUUAAUUUUAUUCAUAGUGUUGUUUAACAUGUAUGUCAUGUAUUGUACAGGUGAUAAUAGAAUACAAAAUUUAUUGAAUCCUGAAACAAAUUUAAACCAAUUUCAACCAACUACUAGAUCUAUAAUUGUAACUUUUCGCAGACUAUAUGGUAUAACAUCGAAUCUAAAAUUGAUAAGUCGAGAUUUUCAAAAUGAAUUGGCAUCGUUGCUUACGAGACGAAUAUACGAUUUUGAGUUUAUUCUAAGUUCAGAGCCAAAUUGGUGGUUGGUUAUAAAUUCAAAUAUGGAAAAUAUUUGGAAAGAUACACUAAUAUAUAUACUAACAUUUUUCCCUUCUUUUCAAUUAAAAAUAUAUGAUGAACUUCACAAACAUAAGUCUAGGGAAUUUGAAGAAUUAGAGAAAAGAGUCUCACAUUUUUAUGAUUUAAUGAUUACUGUUAGUCAGGAGUAUAAUAAAGAUCAUGAUCCGCUGUUUAAUAUUCCUUCUGAGUUAAGUUUUGAUAAGGUUAAGUUGAAAAUUGAUAAUGUGUAUGAAACUCAAUUUCCUGAACUAUCCACUUCUGAAAGAACUGAAAUUAAGUACGAAUUUUGGAUUGCUUAUUACAAUUGUAUGAAAAAAUCAUUUGAUGUUUUGAAUAAAGUAUUUGUCAACAAGAAUUUUCUAAAAGACGAACAAGUUGAAGUUGUUGAUAAUAAUUUUAAUAGAUUUAUAAAUAAUCGAAUGCAAUGA
This is a messenger RNA of Lodderomyces pseudojiufengensis, 1662 nucleotides long. It is a transcript of the gene FGR34, whose product is annotated as Fgr34p. The record is from RefSeq and is a predicted model, not a curated record. The transcript has a single exon. Lineage: Eukaryota; Fungi; Ascomycota; Pichiomycetes; Serinales; Debaryomycetaceae. The coding region runs from base 1 to 1662 and encodes 553 amino acids.